AGAUUUAACAAUUAAACCGUAUUCUAACAUAAUUUAUCCGAAUAGAAGAUAAAUUGGUUGAGGAAAAAAGAUUUAGCUAGGGACCAUGUCCCUAACCAAGCCUUUAACAACCAAGGCAAGCACAACAACCGAUCUAAGUUCAAUCAAUAUCAUGUUCAAGUUGCCAUUUUCCUUCACUAAGAGUGAAUCUCAAUAAAAAAAAAAAUAUUGAGAAAAUCAAGGCUGAAACCCUUGAAAAAGAGGGAGAAACCUCUAGAAGAGAGGGAAAAACCCUCAUAAGAGAGUAGAGAACUUUCACCUUUAGUCAUCCACCCUAACCACCGAAGGGGAGAGAAGCAGUGACUAGGGGAAAGAAGAAAACAAGAGAAAGAGGAUAAAAUUAGGGUGAGAGAAGGAAGGUGUAACGCUCCUCCCUUAGUCAGCAUGUCCUAAUAUGAUGGAGUUGUUUGAGAGUCUUGGGGUGGAUAUGGAGACAUCUGAUAUGUCAUUUUCAGUAAGCCUGGAUAAGGGACAGGGUUGCGAAUGGGGCAGCAAGAAUGGCCUGUACAGCUUGUUUGCACAGAAAACCAACCUCCUUAAUCCAUACUUUUGGCGGGUGCUUAGAGAAAUUAUCAAGUUCAAGGAUGAUGUCCUUAGUUAUCUCGAAGUACUUGAGAACAACCCAGACAUUGCUCGUAAAGAGACUUUGGAGCAGUUUGUCAAGGCACGGGGUUACUCUGAAUUAUUUCAGAAAGCUUAUCUGGGAGUUGUAAACUUUUCAGCUUACUCUGUUCUCUCAUUUUUCCGAAAUCAUCAUCUACUUCAGCCUUUUGGCCGUCCGCAGUGGCUAACAGUCAAAAGGCGUUCACAUGCUUAUGUCAAUAAGGUCAAAGAAGAGCUUGAGACCAGGGGUUGUCAAAUAAGAACUGGUUGCGAGGUACAGGCUGUUUUGACCGCUGAGGGUUGCACUGUGUUAUGUGUAGAUGGUUCCAAAGAAAGGUUUGCUGGAUGCAUAAUGGCUGUCCAUGCUCCUGAUGCUUUGAGGUUACUAGGAAAUGAAGUAACAUACGAAGAAUCAAGAAUACUUGGUUCUUUCCAAUAUGUCUACAGGUGAAUGUGUCAAAGAUGUGAGACUAACCUUGUGAAUUUCACAGAAAAAUUCCUUUUUUUGCUAAAAUCAUACAUUGUUUUCCUAUAUACUGUAGUCUGUAUUUCUGGUUUUAAAAUGUGAUGCAAAUGGAACAGAUAUACCUCUCAUCUUAAUGAUUACUCAAUGCAGUUCUGCACAAUAAUUUGUUAACUCUUCA
Rubroshorea leprosula is the source of this 1286-nucleotide messenger RNA. The record is from the annotation of a GenBank genome assembly. Lineage: Eukaryota; Viridiplantae; Streptophyta; Magnoliopsida; Malvales; Dipterocarpaceae.